Messenger RNA from Rubroshorea leprosula, 995 nucleotides. Lineage: Eukaryota; Viridiplantae; Streptophyta; Magnoliopsida; Malvales; Dipterocarpaceae. The record is from the annotation of a GenBank genome assembly.
CAAAUCCAAAUGUGUUUCAGGAGUACAAUGCGUCAAUUGAGUCCAACUAGGCUCCCUUCAUGGUGGAGUCUGAUUCAUACCUUGAAACAUAUCAUACUGUCUUGAGAUGGCUAGUGAACCUUGCUGCUAUAACCGAACAUGGCAGGAGCUAGGAAGGAGUUGAUGUGUUAGUGUUUGAGAGCUAUAUCUAAUGGAUGCACAAGUGUAACAAGCCUCAGAUCAAUGCUAUCCAAACACAGCAGGAUCUAGGAAGGAGUUGAUGUGUUGGUGCUUGGAGCUAUGUGUGGUGGAUGUACAAGCAUAUAGAACAAGCUUCAUAUCAAUGUUAUAACCGUUCACGGCUUUCACCUCUUCCUCCAGAACCAGUUGCUCUCAACUAUGGUUGUGAUGCAAAUCAUGACAUCUCUCUUGAUGCAGUUACUAGACCCAAUUUAAGAGGAAAGGGAGGGAGAUUGGCCAUGGUAGUUGAACGUAACCAGCAACAGGAGGUAUAUCAUGGAGAUUGAACUUGUGAAACAUGCAGACUUUUACAAGUUUCACUCAUCUGUUUCUUUUAGGAUAUACAACACAGGAAGUGAAGCAGGAAAGAAGAGGAUUUAGCAAGAGAUUGGCCACCAUUUGCCCCAGUUGUUCAUUAUGAUGUUGCAAAUGAUAAUGCUGAUUUAUGACAAAAGUUGAUGUUUAUUGCCCUUCCAUCAUUCUUAGCAUGCAUCAAAGGGGAAAGAUGGAAGCAUCAUACUGGGGAAUUGGAUCUCGUCUUCCCAUCUUGAUGAUAGUUCGCAACAUCUUACAAGAAGUAAAGAUCAACCAUUACUGUUUUGAACAUAUACACAAUUGUCAGAAUAUCAAAAACAUGUUCAUAUAUCUAUUUAUGCCUUAUGGUGAACAGAAGGGAAAAACUCUUGACAGGAAACAGAGAUUUGACCCUAAAGAUUUUGCUAAUUGUGUUUUCAUUGGUUCUUACUUGGACUAUCUAAUACAUGGAAUGAGAUUAU